Molecule: messenger RNA, 709 nt
Organism: Octopus bimaculoides (California two-spot octopus)
Lineage: Eukaryota; Metazoa; Mollusca; Cephalopoda; Octopoda; Octopodidae
Source: RefSeq, a predicted model, not a curated record
ACAGAAAAAAAAAGCAAACAAACUGGAAUAUGUAGAACAAGACGAUACACUUGGGAUGCAUAUUCUCGGAAGAGGUCACAGAAUUUGUAACGAAUAGCUUAGACGAAGGAAGUGAAAUACUACUAAUAAGGUUGAAGUGAAGAACAAAACUAUUGUGCAUGUGUUUACUUCGACACAUAGCCCGAGCUGCGGCAUUGAUUAGAACAAGAUACAGCGAUGAAAUUUUCAAUAUGUAUACUCCUUCUCAUUGUUGAUGCUGCGAUGUCAGAGAUUUGCUACAAAACAGGCAAGAAAUUUUGUACAUCUGCUAUGAAGAAGUAUCCUGUACGUACUCCAGACACCUACUACUGCAAUCGCAUAAAAAAGUUGAAGGAAUGUUUUGAUGGAAAGUACAAUGACUGCACUGAUUACUUCACAAACAUUUUUCAGAAUAAAAAAUGUGAGGAAGUAAUUGCUAAACAAAGUGCUCCUCCUUCACUCCGCCUUGAGUCAUCAUGCAUCCUAUUUCUGGUUCUAAUGAUAUCGGUUUUGAUGUGAUGGAAAGCCGCGUCUGCUGGUGUUAUAUAUUUCACAUAUGAAUAUUUAUAAAUACGUAAUCGUUUCAAAUUUUCUAAUUUCUCACUUGCACAACACAUCAAAUUUGAGGAACAUCAAAUGCACUUUAUUAUCCUUGAAAUAUCUGUGCAAUAAAAUCAUAAUUUCCGUGUAA